AUGCACGACUUCGACAGAAAAAUAUGCUGGAAAUGCCACACAGGGAUAAACGACAAUCACAUAAUUGAUAAUCUAAUGGAGGAUACGCCGUUCUCAUUCCUAUCAUGUGUGGGUUGCAGUGCUAAUGAGUUCAUGAUUAAAGAAAAACUCAAUUCAGAAAGCAAUAGAGGCAUCGAUAUACGAUACGAGAUAAGAAAUGAUAAUGACCUGGACAAUUUUGUGUUUUUGAAUAGCGACAGUGUUAUAAAAAUCACAAAAAACAGAUUCACAUACCAUUAUUCAAAGUCAGAAACUAUUUACACCACAAUGGGUAGGCUAUUAAGAAAGGUUAUCAGCGACCUGCAGUACUAUCUAAAUAUUGAGAUAAAAAAUAGUGAGUGUGAGAUAAAAGAAAAGCUAUGGAAUCACCUGGAUGAUGACGACAAGAUGUACGACGAUGCCCUGCUGGAGUAUGAAGAUUCAUCAUUUGAAGAUGGAGACAUAUAUUUUUGCAACGAUGAAGCAUCGAACGUGAACUCAGUAUAUAGUUCGUCUUUUUUUGAGGGAAUGGAACGGAGCGAAAUUGCCAAAUUUAAUCACAGGAACUUGGACCAGAUCGUUAAGGACAAAUGUUGUGAACUUUUUAUUGUUGAUUUUGAGGGUGUAUCCAGGAUAUUUGGUGCUGAGGGGUUUUCUAAUGAGAUGGCUUACGACAAUAUAGAUGUUUUGAACGGUAAAAAUGUGCAUCACAGCUGGCUGCAAUAG
Vavraia culicis subsp. floridensis is the source of this 744-nucleotide messenger RNA. RefSeq lists its product as uncharacterized. Lineage: Eukaryota; Fungi; Microsporidia; Pleistophoridae. Gene Ontology annotation, molecular function: zinc ion binding. The transcript has a single exon. Bases 1 to 744 code for a protein of 247 amino acids. The record is from RefSeq and is a predicted model, not a curated record.